Molecule: messenger RNA, 1607 nt
Organism: Coturnix japonica (Japanese quail)
Lineage: Eukaryota; Metazoa; Chordata; Aves; Galliformes; Phasianidae
Biological process (GO): regulation of transcription by RNA polymerase II
Cellular component (GO): nucleus
Molecular function (GO): RNA polymerase II cis-regulatory region sequence-specific DNA binding; DNA-binding transcription activator activity, RNA polymerase II-specific
Source: RefSeq, a predicted model, not a curated record
CAACCGCCCCCCCCCCCCCCCAGCACCACGCGGGGCCGCGCGCCGGGGUCCCCCGCAACCCCCGGCCGGGGGGGGUCCCGUCCCCAUCCCCACCGCGGCGUUUUCCCGUCGGAGCGUGAUGGACGCAGAGGGGGGGCCCUCCGGCCCGGACCCCCCUCGGGACUCUGAAGGCGCUGCCACAGCCCAUCCUGGCAGUGAGGCACCAGCUCGCCCUGCAAAGAGGCGUCGCAAAGCAGCAGCAGCAGCAGCGCAGCCCCAUGGCAGAGCUUUGGGGCACCCACAUGCUAUGGGGCCACUGGAGGAGCUGUUGGGGUUACGGGGCGGACGCCUGCGCCCCACCAUCUGCGGGGAGUGUGGGAAGGGCUUCAGCCGCAGCUCAGACCUGGUGAGACACCGCAUCACCCACACCGGGGAGAAGCCCUACACUUGUGGGGCCUGCGGGAAGGGCUUCAGCCAGAACUCCAACCUGGUCACCCACCAACGCAUCCACACCGGGGAGAAACCCUACAGCUGUGGGACCUGCGGGAAGCGCUUCAGCGAGAGCUCGGCGCUCAUCCAGCACCAGCGGACCCACACCGGAGAGAAACCCUAUUCCUGCCCGGACUGCGGGAAGUGCUUCAGCCGCAGCUCACACCUCAACCGGCACCGACGGACCCACAGCGACGAGAAGCCCUAUAUCUGCGUGGAGUGUGGGGAGGGGUUUCGCCACAAAUCCCAGCUGCGCCGGCACCAGAAGCUGCACUCAACAUACGGGGGGCGGCCGCGGGGGGGGCGGCAGCGGCCUUUUAUCUGCAACGAGUGCGGGAAGAGCUUCAGCCACUGGUCCAAACUGCUGCGACACCAGCGGACUCACACCGGGGAGCGGCCGAGUACGUGUGGGGAGUGUGGGAAGAGCUUCAGCCAGAACUCACACCUGGUGCAGCACCGCCGGACACACACCGGGGAGAAGCCGUAUCGCUGCGGGGACUGCGGGAAGAGCUUCAGCUGGAGCUCCAACCUCAUCCAGCACCAGCGCAUCCACACAGGAGAGAAACCCUACAGCUGCGGGCAGUGCGGGAAGAGCUUCACACAGAGCAAAAACCUCAUCAAACACCAACGCACCCACUCGGGGGCCCGGCCCCAUCGCUGCGGGCAGUGCGGCCGCGGCUUCGCGCAGAGCACCAACCUGCUGAAGCACCAGCGGGUGCACGCGGCCUGCAGCCAGCAAACAGCCUGCCCCGAGUGCGGGCUGAGCUGCUGCGACAGGGCCGAGCUGGAGCUGCACCGGGCGCAGGAGCACGGCCACGAGCCCUACAUCUGCGUGGAGUGCGGGGACAGCUUCGCCAAGAGCGCCACGCUCAAACGCCACAAGCGCGUCCACAAGCCGGUCUUCAUGCACUGAGCUGGGGGUGGUGGGGGGUUCACCCCCCCCCAGGGACGGAGUAGCUCAGGAUACGAGCCCCAGACCAUGAGCCCAUGGUGAACGUGUUGGGUUGGACCCUAUAGGUGUAUAUAGCGUGGGGUGGGGGUGUGCAGAGUAGAAGCAGUGCCGCGCCACCAGCAACUCAAAGGGCUGGGAUGUGGGGUGCGAUGGACAGCUGUAGAAUAAAGCACUUCUGUCUGGGGGA